AUGUCAGAUGAAGAACAACAUUCCUUCCUCAACAAUUCUCUUCAAAGACCUCAAGAAGAUCAGGAUUAUACCGAUGGAAGUAGUAUAGAUCUUGCUCCGAGCAAUUCUGAGAAUGAAUUUGACACAGAUCGUGAAUAUCCGAAACCUGCAAGUUCCCUUCACGACGCAAUGACAGAGCAUUCCUCCAGUGUUGGUAUUGAAACUUUGGAAAAGACUGAAAUUGGUAUUAAUACAACAGAACCCUACAAAAUUCAUCCAAGACCCAAACCCUCUCAACCCAAACCAUCCUAUCAACUUCAAUUAGAGAUUUAUUACGGGGGUGGAAUGCCCAACAAAACAAUUAUCAUCAAUGUAUAUAACGAACAAAAUCCAAAGCCAUUCCUUGGUGGUUUUCGAAACACUCUCACUCAUCUCAUGUAUCAUCAUGCUGCCACACAAACCGAUUCUUCGAAACAAAAAGAUCCCAAUGUACAAUUAUUUCAUCGAGAAACACAAACAAAAAAAUUUACAACGAAGGGACAACAAACUCUGAGAGAACAAGGAACUCAGAUGGAAAAGCCAGGUCUAAACAUUGACACCUCAGAAGAUCGAAUUAUUUAUCCUUCAUCCAACUAUUUUGAUUCGGAAAUGUUAAAGCUAUUACAAAUUGAAAUGGCCAUUAAAAUUCAGAGAAAUGUCAGAAGAUGGAUUGCAAAAAGAAGAGUCGACAAGAUGAGAGAACACAAAUACAAGGAAAUUGAAGAGAAGGAACAUGCAAAGAAACAAAAAGAAAUGAAUGAUCAUCAUAAAAAGUAUAAAGAGAUCAAACGAAGAAUGCAUCCAAGAAAACCCAAUGAUUUUCAAAUCAUGUAUGAUGAGUUGGAAGCGUGGAGAUCUAAAGAGACUGAAGAGAUCAAUUCAACCACUCAGCCAGGAUCAAGAGAAAGGAAAGAGGCUUUGAAAGAAUUACUUCGAAAAGAAACGAAACUUCUUCAAACCAUUGAUCGAUUGAAAAUUGUAGCUGGACAACAAAAUUUAGGUCAAAAAAUUCAACAAGAUUUAGAAGAAAUGGCAAAACCAAAAGUCAUUUCUCGAAUCAAUACCACACGAGUGAAUUACAAUCGAGCACGAACAUGGAAAGAAGGUUCAAUUCCUCAAUCCACUUUUGAUGAAAGUAAUGUGAAUCACACAGAAAUAGAAACGCCCUAUACCAUUCGAGCAAGAGAAUUGAGAGAUUUAUAUUAUGGCCUCAAUACAGAAAUGUUAUCUGUGGAUGAACGUUUGGAUGUAUUAAUGCAUGUCAAAUGGACGGUCAAAGAAUUUGAGAAUGAUUCACUUUCAAAGGAUAUUAUUGAACUCAUUGAUAGAGAAGCAGAUUUAUUGAAUAGAGGAAGGAAGGAUAAUAGUCUCGUAGGAUUGCGUAAACGACUCUCUAAUUUAUUUUUACAAUUCAUUCAUGAACCCAAAUACAAUCCUGAAGCGAUUGUACUUGUUAAUCGAAAGAAGAAUCAAUUGAAAAAGAUGAUUGAAGGAAGAAGUGAAGAAGUGUUGGAUUCGAAUGAGGGUUAUGUCAUUGAGGCUCGACUGGACAGGACCAAUAGUGAUGAUCAUCAUGAUCUACCACGAGAAGCAUUUAUUGUUGAAGAAACCUUGUUGGAAUGA
This is a messenger RNA of Naegleria lovaniensis, 1641 nucleotides long. RefSeq lists its product as uncharacterized. The transcript has a single exon. The coding region runs from base 1 to 1641 and encodes 546 amino acids. Lineage: Eukaryota; Heterolobosea; Eutetramitea; Acrasida; Naegleriidae. The record is from RefSeq and is a predicted model, not a curated record. Gene Ontology annotation, molecular function: protein binding.